AUGGAUUUCCUCCUAUCUCUUCCAUUUCCUAUCUUCUUCUCCAUUCUUCCUUCUUUAUCAAGGUUUCUCUUAUUCUCUUCCCUCCUUUUCUUCUCCUCUUUUGCCUUUGCCACUGAGAAUAACACUCAGGCCUUGUCAACACAACACCAAUGCAUUGAAGAUCACUUCUCUUCUUUGCUCCACUUGAAGCACGGCUUUUACUUCCCUAAACUCUCCUCUUGGAAUCCUGACAACAGGGAUUGCUGUUCUUGGAAUGGCAUCACGUGCGAUGGUGCCACCGGUCACGUGAUUGGGCUCGACCUCAGCUACCUUCAUAUAUAUGGUCAGGUCGAUUUUGAAAGCAUCUUUCGUCUUCAAAGCCUGCAGAACCUCAACCUCGCUUCCAAUAACUUCAAUCCCUCUCCAAUCCCAUCUGGGUUUCAGCAGCUCACCAGUCUAACCCAUCUCAACCUCUCUUCUUCAAAUCUCUAUGGCCAAAUCCCACUUGAAAUAUCGAUGUUGACCAGCUUGGUUUCUCUCGAUCUAUCUUUCAAUUCCCUUCAACUUGAAAACCCCAACAUUGGAGCACUCAUCCAAAACCUUUCCAGUCUGAGAGAACUGUAUCUCGAUCGGGUAUACAUCUCAGCUGAGGGUAGCGAGUGGGGCCUGGCCUUAUCCUCUGCACUCCCUAGUCUUGGCAAGUUGAGCUUGAGUAAUUGUGGUCUCUCAGGCCCUAUCCAUUCUUCCAUUUCCAAUCUGUCUUUCCUAUCUGAACUUCAUCUCAGUGGAAACAAUCUCUUUUCUGUCGUACCCAACUUCAUAGGGAACUUGUCUUCUUUAACGUCACUAGCUCUCAGUCAUUGUGGGUUGUAUGGAAAAUUUCCGGAGAGUAUUUUCAGGCUGCCAAACCUACAAACCCUGGAUGUAGGAUACAAUCCACUUCUCACAGGUGAAAUCCCUCCAAACAAUACUCUCCGACAGCUGUUCCUAUCCGACACUGAAUUUUGCAGCAAGCUACAGGAGUCGUUGGCUAAUUUGAAAUUGCUGACCGUGUUGGAACUCAGAGAUUGCAAGCUAUCAGGGCCAUUGUCAUCAUGGCUUGUGAGGCUAGAUAAACUCAUGUAUUUGGACCUUUCAUCCAAUGGUUUCAGCGGUCCAAUUGCAUCUUCCUAUGGCAACAAGCUUCAAAAUCUUGAAGUGCUCCUCCUUUCCAACAAUUCAUUGAGUGGGACAAUCCCAUCAUCAUUGUUUUCACUCCCAUCAUUAUAUGUUCUGGAACUCCAAUACAACCAAUUUAGUGGUCAGCUUGAAGAGUUCCAAAAUGCAUCUUCUACACUGUUACAGAGGAUUUUCUUGAGUAACAACAAGUUGUGGGGGCCUAUUCCAAGGUCAAUCUUUGAACACACCAUGCUCAUGGAGCUCUUUCUUUCAUCCAAUAAUUUCAACGGCACAAUCCCUUCUUUAUAUGGACAUGAGCUUCUGAAUUGUAUAGUGUUCGACUUUUCCAACAAUUCACUUAGUGGGAGCAUCCCAUCUUCAUUGUUUUCACUCCCAUCGUUACAAUAUUUGGAUCUCUCAAGUAACCAAUUUAGUGGUCGACUUGGCGAGUUCCACAAUGCAUCUUCUUUACGAGGGAUCAAUUUGUAUAACAACAAGUUGCAGGGUCCUAUUCCAAGGUCCAUCUUUGAACUUACCAUGCUUCAAUUCCUCAUGCUUUCAUCAAACAAUUUCAGUGGUGAUGUGGACCUUGGCUUAUUCCAGAACCUUUCUAAGCUCUGGUCCCUCAGUCUUUCAUAUAACAAUAUCUCAAUCAAAGAAAGCAAUUCAACCUUCUUAUCGUUCCCCCAAAUUGCGUAUUUGUCAUUAAGAUCUUGCAACAUUAGCAAAUUUCCAGAUAUCUUGAGAAACCAAGAACGGAUGCGUUAUUUGGACAUUUCCAAUAACAGAAUCAAUGGUGAAAUACCCAACUGGAUAUGGAAGGUUGGAAAUGGCAGUUUGUUUUGUUUGAAUCUUUCUCAUAAUGCUUUAGAGGGCUUAGAGCAACCAUUUCCUCUUCUUUCCUUAAGUCCGUUGAAAUAUCUUGAUGUAAGCUUUAACAAGCUAAAAGGCUCAAUUCUAAUCCCUCUACCUUCCAUUUACUUUUCACUUUCGAGCAAUAAUCUCAAUGGUGAAGUUCCAUCACUUAUUUGCAAUUGCACUUCCUUACAAGUCCUUGAUCUAUCCAACAACCACUUUAAUGGUUCAAUUCCACCAUGUUUGGGUGAAAUCAGUGAUGCCCUCAUUGUGUUGAAUCUUAGAGGAAAUGCAUUUCAUGGCACUUUGCUUCAAACCUUCAAAGAGGGAUGCACACUAGAGACACUCGAUCUCAGUGAAAAUCGGUUGGAAGGGCAGGUGCCAAGGUCUUUGGCCAAGUGUAAGAAGUUGGAGGUGUUAAACCUUGGAAACAAUCAAAUAUAUGACACCUUCCCAUUUUGGUUGGAAAAUUUGUCCCAUUUGCGUGUUUUCAUCUUGAGAUCCAACAAAUUUCAUGGCACUAUUGGACACCCCCUGACAAAUCACUCAUUUCCUCUGCUACAAAUCUUGGACCUCUCUUCCAAUAACUUCAUGGGUAGCUUGCCAUCAAAUAUGUUCAGGAGUUGGAAGGCAAUGAUGGAGAAGGCCAAAUCCCAAUCUCAGUUCCUUAGUAAAACAUUUGGCAAUGGAUACUAUCAAGAUAGAGUGACUAUAGUGAGCAAAGGGCUGGAAAUGGAACUGGUAAAGAUUCUUAUUGCCUUCACAGUAGUGGAUCUCUCAAAUAACCAGCUUCAUGGAGAUAUUCCAGAAGAAGUCGGGGAUCUAAAUUCAUUGCAUGUGCUCAAUAUAUCCUACAAUAGUCUCAUAGGCCAAAUUCCGGUAUCAUUGGGAGACAUAAAUGAACUUGAGUCAUUAGAUCUCUCGCAUAAUAAUUUAUCAGGGCCGAUCCCUUCACAACUAACAAAGCUAACAUUUCUUGAGGUGCUGGACCUCUCUCAGAACCUCCUGGUCGGAAGCAUACCGCAAGGUCCACAAUUCAAUACUUUUACGAAUAAAUCCUUUUUAGGGAACUUGGGAUUAUGUGGCCCUCCACUGUCGAAGAAAUGUAAAUAUGUUGAUGAUUCACCACCGCUGGUACAAUUUGAUAGCAAAUACGAUUGGCAAUCCUUAUGGAUUGGGUUUGGAGUUGGUUACGGAGUGGGAAUGGGAAUUCUUUUUUGGACUCUAGCACUUUGGACAAAGGGAAUGAGAGAAUUCACUAUAUUUAUUGAUAAAAUGCUUCUGUUGAUUUUUUUCAUGCGAUGA
Molecule: messenger RNA, 3297 nt
Organism: Magnolia sinica
Lineage: Eukaryota; Viridiplantae; Streptophyta; Magnoliopsida; Magnoliales; Magnoliaceae
Product: receptor-like protein 7
Exons: 1
Coding region: 1-3297 (1098 amino acids)
Molecular function (GO): protein binding
Source: RefSeq, a predicted model, not a curated record